Messenger RNA from Musca vetustissima, 1488 nucleotides. RefSeq names its product cytochrome P450 6a2-like. The transcript is spliced from 2 exons. NCBI's taxonomy places the organism in Eukaryota, Metazoa, Arthropoda, Insecta, Diptera, Muscidae. The record is from RefSeq and is a predicted model, not a curated record. Gene Ontology annotation, molecular function: heme binding; monooxygenase activity; oxidoreductase activity, acting on paired donors, with incorporation or reduction of molecular oxygen. Bases 1 to 1488 code for a protein of 495 amino acids.
AUGAAUAUCUGGUUAAUUUUAAUUUGGAUUCUAAUUUCGGCUCUCUAUGCCUAUUUGAAGCUGAGAACAUCUUAUUGGGAGGUGAAAGGAGUAUCCCAGCUGAAAACUGGAAUAUGGGGUAAUAUUCGGAGAAUCACCACUAUGCAUCAUACCGAUCUGUGGCAGGAGGUCUACGAUGAAUUCAAGGAUAAGGUAAAAAUUGCCGGAACCUAUUGGUAUACCCGACCCGUUGCCGUAAUUCUUGAUUUGGAUUUGGUGAAGACGAUCCUGAUUAAGGACUUCAAUAAAUUUACGGAUCGUUUCCCGCAGCACAAUACACACGAUGUUUUGAGUCAACAUUUGUUCAGUGCCGAUAGUAAAAUAUGGAAGGGGCUGAGAACGAAACUGACGCCCACCUUUACAUCGGGAAAAAUGAAAUUUAUGUUCCCCACCCUGGUAGAGGUCUCGCAGAAAUAUGUGACUGCCUUAGAUGCGGAGUUGAAGGCAAAACCCGAUCAGUGUUUGGAAAUGUACGACUGGAAUGGCCGCUUCACCACCGAUGUCAUUGGCAGCGUCAUCUUUGGCAUAGAGACGAAUAGCAUCCGCAAUCCCAAUGCCGAAUUCCGAAUUAUAGGCCAAAAGGUAUUCGGUUCGGAAAAACCGAAUAUCAAAUUGAGUAUGGCAAAGAGGGUGUACAUGAAAUAUUUACGAUAUUUUGGGGCGAAACGUUUUGCUCCCGAUGUAGAGGAAUUCUUUUUGCGUAUUGUUAAUGACACCGUAUUGGAGCGGGAGAGACGGAAUAUUCGCCGCAAUGACUUCAUUGAUAUUUUAAUUGAGCUGAAAAAUCAAAAGGAUGAAAAUGGCCAGUCGUUAUUGAGUUUGGAAUUGGUGGCAGCCCAGCUGUUUGUAUUCUUCGUGGCCGGGUUUGAGACCUCUUCGAGCAAUAUGAGUUAUGGCCUAUAUGAAUUGGCCAAGAAUCCCGAUAAACAGGAUAUUCUAAGGCAAGAAAUUUUGGAUGUUCUCGAGAAACACAAUAAUCAGCUGACCUAUGAGGGAAUGUUGGAAAUGUCCUACUUGGAUCAGGUGAUAUCAGAAACCCUACGCCUCUAUCCCGCCUUAUCGUUUUUGCAACGCAUCUGCAUGGAAGACUAUCAUGUGCCCGAUAUGGAUAUUGUCUUGGAAAAGGGUACUCCUGUGGCCAUACCGGUCAAAGCCAUACACUAUGAUCCAGAGAUCUAUGAAAAUCCCACAGCAUUUAUACCGGAACGUUUCCACCCAUCAGAGGUGCAACAACGCCAUCCACAAUCAUUUUUGGGCUUCGGUGAUGGUCCCCGUAAUUGUAUUGGUUUACGUUUUGGCCGUAUGCAGGCGAAGGUCGGCCUUAUUGCCCUAUUAUCGAAAUAUCGUUUUUCAGUAUCAUCCAAGACAUUGGAUAAAAUGCACAUCUCAGAACAUAGUUUUGUAAUGGUACCGGGCAAGGGGGUGUGGUUGAAAGUGGAGAAAAUUUAA